Messenger RNA from Cladocopium goreaui, 1368 nucleotides. The record is from the annotation of a GenBank genome assembly. Lineage: Eukaryota; Dinophyceae; Suessiales; Symbiodiniaceae.
GCCUUCUUCGCCCAACUGCUUGCGGAUUUGGAGCAUGACGAGGUGCCGACAGGACCGGACGCGACCAGCGAGGAGCAGCUGUGGGCCGCCCAUCUGCCGCCCAGCGCCCCAGCGGACUUCAGCGCGGAAGAUCGAGCACUGCGUGCUCUCCUGGUGUCGUUCUACAAAAGCCGCAAUCCAGAAAACCUCUCCAGCGUCAACGCCAUCGUCAGCAGCUACUCUGGGGACAGCUGCGAGCUCUGGGCACAGCUGGGGGUGAAGUACCAAGUGCCACCAGUGGAGGCAGUGCAUCUGCUGUCGAAGACGCUUUACCCCUCGGAGGUGUCGCAAAGUGCCAGCAGUGCCAGCGCCAGCGCCGCGACGGAAGCGGAGCUCACAGCGCUGGUGGAACGAGAAGGAGUCGACGCGAUCCGCUCCUUCCUUACCUCGCGACCGGAGCCCACCCGGGAGCUGCGGGCGCUGUGCUGGAAACUGCUGCUGGGGUACUUGCCAAUAGCCAGCCCAGCAGAGUGGCGCAGGGUCCAGCAGGGGCGACGCGAUGCCUUUGCCAGGCGCUGGAAGGACUCCCUUCGCAUGGAGGGGCAGGACAUCUUCCUUCUAUCGGCGGACCAUUUGAAGGAGAGGUUGGAGGCAUUGAAGGACGAGGUGGAACAAACUGUGCGCCACUUUCAGCACAAGGUGCAGCAGGGCUCCUUGCUGUCCAUCAUGGCUCUGUACUUGGUCUCCUCCGAUGGUAAUUUGCCAUUGGUGCAGGGCAUGACUCACAUGGCCGCCGUGCUGCUCUACGUCUUCACCGCUGCCGCGGCGCCCAGCGAAAUCGCCGGCGCCGAGGCAGACGCCUUCUGGUGCUUCGCGGCGUUGCUGGCGGAGAUCAAGACACGCAUAAGUGAUGUUCAACACAGCACUGCCUCGGUGCAUGGAUUGGUUGGCACCUCUGACAGCCUGUUGUGCAAGUACGACAGCGAGUUGGCUCAGCACUUUGAAGCUUUGGGCUUCGAGCCUGGAGUGGUCUGCUUGCGUUGGUUUAUGCUCCUAUUGGCCAAAGAUGCUGAACUCCUGGAGCUGCUGAUCUACUGGGACGCCUUUUUGGCGGAUCUGAAGCGCUUCGAACUGGCAGGAUACCUCUGCCUAGCCUUCCUCCUGCACCACCGCGAUGCGCUGUUGGAGUCCUCGAGUCUUUUGGAUUUAGCCGAGCUUCUGCAGCAGCUGCCGAGCCGAUCAUCCGUGCUCCGCGUGGCGGUGGCCUUGCGGCGCUUCGAAGAGCGCUCUGCGAAGGGGACGAUGCCGCCGUUCCCACAGAGGAGCGGAGUGGAAGUGGUGCAAGGCGUGGCAGGAGCCUUCUUUUCGGGCAUUUUCUCGAACUUCUGA